AUGCCUCGCACAGCGCCCUCCUGCACGCCCUUCCGCCUGCUCGCGAUCGCCGCGCUCUCGCUGCUGCACCUCCGCCUCUUCCUCGCGCGCUACUUCCCCCAGCCCCCCGCGCCCUUCCGCGACUGCCCCGACACCGCCUCCGACGUCUCCGCCUUGCGCUCGGCGUUCCGCAAAUGCCAGGGGGAGCUCGUGCACCGGCGCGUGGCUGCGCGGAGUGCUUAUAACGAUGCCUCGGCGGGCGGGGGGGAUCUCGAUGAGCGCUGGCUCGCCGAGAGCGCAGUCGCCGCCGUGCAUCACGGCGCUGGGGGCGGCGGGGAGGGCGGCGCAGAUUCUGUUUCCGCGGAAUACGCGCGGAGGCGGGACGCGCAUCUGACGCGCUUGCAGGCGGACAGGCUGAGCGAGUGCGCCGCAUCCGACGCGGAGCUGAAGCAAUUCCUGCGCUUCCAUCCGCACGCCACGUGUCCCGAUGACUGGGAGCUAGCCCACCGCCUCCGCUUCACCGACCAUUGCUACGUCAUCCCUCCCCGCGCGUGCCUUUCCCCCACCCCCCCUGACCCCGUGGAGCCCCCGUUGCAUCCGGAGGCGCUCUGGACGCCGCUAGACGGGCGCAGCGUGCGGUGGGAGCGCUACGACUGCGCUGACGUGGCAUGCAUCGAACGCAAGCUGGCAGCAUUUGCUGCAGGCGCUGCUGCGGACGCUGCAGCUGUAGAGGCUGUAGCGCGAGCGGUCAACUCGAGCCUGGACCCAUUUCCUUGGGAGCGGCGCGAGGGGGAGAGCAAGCAGGAUGAGCGGGGGAGGGGGAGGAGCGGGCGGGCAGGCGGAGAGAAUGGGGGGGUAAGGGAGGGAGACGCGGCGAGUGGCUGCAGCAGGGAUGGAUGGGCGGGUGGGGCCGCGUGCUUCCAGUUCACGCGCCCCUCCGCCAGCAGCGCGAGCGGCGGCAGCGGCGGUGGCCGUGGCCGUGGCAGUGGCAGUGGCAGUGGUAGUGUUAGUGGUAGGAGCGGGCGCAGCAGUCCCAUGACUCAUGCUGCGAGUGGCAAUACGGAGGAGGCAAGUGCAAGAGAGAUGUUCCACAUUCGCGACCUCAUGCACCUCAAGGGGGGUGCUGUGAGGUUGGGGCUGGACCUGGGCGGCGGAACCGGGCAGUUUGCCGCCCAGAUGGCACUGCACAAUGUGACCAUCCUCACUGUUCAGUCCAACCUGAUUGGCUACCCUGAUGCCUCGAAAUUGCCUUCAGGCCAAACUGUCGGCGUCGACGCUCUGCCGCCCAGGGACUUCCACCUCGCGCUCUUUGACUGGGACCGUUUGCUGAGGCCGGGCGGCAUUCUUUGGCUGGAAGCGAUAGAGCACAGUGCGGAUGCAAUGCCGCUGUAUGAGGCGGCUCUAGAGCGGCUGGCAUAUCGUGUUGUAUUCGUGAGGAAGCUGGAUGCGGUGGUGGGAGGGGUGCUGCACAGGCAUGUGCAGCGAUUGUGGUUCCUUGCAAUGCCGCUAGAUCGAUCGUUCGCCAGUGCCUCUCAAAAGCCAGUUCCCGGUUCGACCUUUUCCCGCCCGCAGCCCGCCAUGCUCCUUCAACAGCUAUCGCGCGACCCCGCGCAGCGGGAGGAGCAGCUCGGCGUUUUGCUCCAAGACAGCCCAGCGGGCUCCACCCUACCCGCCUGGCUCCUCGCACACACCAACCCCGCCGCCGCGGUCGCCGCUGGCGCGUUACGCGCUAGACCAGCUGCCGACUGCGCAUACCCGGAUGCGCCACACUCAAAUGACAAUCACGACGCCCAGGUGCUGUUCCGACCGACCGCCAUCCGCGCUCCUCCCAACAGCGGCGCGGACGAGGCUCGGUCGGAUGAGCCUGCGCUUCGAGGGGAUGUUCCCGCGCUCGCGAAGAAGAGGAGGUUUGCGCAAGUGGCGGCGGAGGACGAGGAGGUGAACAGCAGCCACCGCAAGUCGCCGCUUUGCUCACCUCCUCGGCCACCCUCGAAACGACCUGCGCUCGCCGAAGCCGCAGCUCCCGUAGCGUCAAGAAUUCCGCCAAACGAGGAAUCCUCGAGGGCUCAAGGAGUUUCACCGAGCGCGCUACAGCCUGACGCUACACUCAGCCUGGCGGAGCGACUCUCCCGCUACGACCAGCUAACGGCGUCCCUCCGUUCCUCCCUUCCGCAUGGCAACCUGAGCAAGUGGGACGUGGCGGUGGGGCGGCUGCGGGAGCGCGUGGCGCAAAAGCCGGAGUUUGGAAGCAACGUGAACCAGUUCCUCGUGUUCCUGCACAGCCAGCUGCGCGGAUCGCAACAGCCCUCCGCGCGCGCCGCUCUGCACCAGUUCGCCGCGCUCAUGCGCGCCAGGUGCCAGCAGAAGCAGCAGCGAGCGGAAGGUGGUAACCAGAGCGUGGUUGGGGACAGCGGGAGCGCUGGGGGCUUGGGUGACUUGCAUGUUGCCGCGGAGGGGCUUGGUGCUGUGGAAUGCGAUAGGGGAAGUGUGGCAGAGAGGAAAGUGGAACUCCAGUGGCUUCUCCGAUAG
Messenger RNA from Closterium sp. NIES-65, 2508 nucleotides. NCBI's taxonomy places the organism in Eukaryota, Viridiplantae, Streptophyta, Zygnematophyceae, Desmidiales, Closteriaceae. The record is from the annotation of a GenBank genome assembly.